AUUAAAUUAUGGUUGUUCUAUGUAGAUCUGAAGGCCUAAUUUAUAAUACGUAUAGUCUGCUAGCAAAUGCAUGGUGUUAGCUGUACAAGAAGGAUUACCUAUUUUCCUGACCAAUUCGAAAUGCUUUGGUCAAGCGCCAAUUGAUGAAUUACAAUAAGAUUGUUAUCCAGCGUUUUCCUAGUGAUCAUAAUUAGCAUGAAGAACCGAAAAUUAACAAGUUACUGGAAUUGAACAUUUCUUCAGUGGUGCAGGAUAUAUGGUGAGGAACCAAACAUGUCAGGUUUAUCAGGUAUUGACCUACUACCUCACUUAAAAAAUCACAUCAGGACACAAACCGAAGAAAAAUCACGGGUAGGAGAGACUAAGUCAUACAAGUGUGAUGUCUGUAGUAAGGAAUUCCAAUUCCUAUGUGGAUUGCGGAGUCAUGACAGAAUACACAAGGCAGAGGUCUAUAAAUGUGACGUCUGUGGAAGGGAGUUCAAAUUCUCAUCUAAACUCCGACGUCAUGUCCGGACACAUACCAGAGAGAAGCCAUACAAGUGUGACGUCUGUGGGAAGGAGUUUAAGGAAUCGUGUCAAGUUCGGGAACACUUGAUGAUACACACCGGGGAGAGACGGCAUGCUUGUGACAUCUGUGGUAAACAAUUUAUCAAAAUAUACGGUCUACAGGUUCAUAUCAGAAAACAUAGAGGUGAGAAGCCUUACAAGUGUGGUGUGUGUGGUAAGGGGUUCAAUGUAGCGUCACAUGUACGAGAACAUCUGAUGACACACACCGGGGAGAAGCCUCACAGUUGUGACCUAUGUGGUAAGUCAUUCAGUCAGGCUACCAACCUACGAACACAUAUGAAAAUACAUACAGGAGAGAAGCCGUACAAGUGUGAUGUUUGUGGGAAGGCGUUUAGGGACACAUCACGACUUCAAAUACACACACGGACACAUACUGGGGAGAAACCGUGUAAGUGUCACGUUUGUGGUAAGGGUUUUAGUCAGCCCACAAACCUAAAGACACACAUCAGGAUACAUACAGGAGAAAAGCCAUACAAAUGUGAUGUGUGUGGGAAGACAUUCAGUGACCCAUCAGGGCUGAGGACUCACACUAGAUCUUGUAAGGGAGAUAAUUAAUUCAAUUUUCGUGUUUACAUACAAAAGUGAUACAUCAGUGAGGAGGUAGAUCAUAAAGAGUCAAAGUAUAUUUAAAGUACUGUAUAAUGUAUAUUUAAAGUACUGUAUAAUGUAUAUUUAA
Pecten maximus is the source of this 1243-nucleotide messenger RNA. RefSeq names its product zinc finger protein 239-like. Gene Ontology annotation, cellular component: nucleus. Gene Ontology annotation, biological process: regulation of transcription by RNA polymerase II. The record is from RefSeq and is a predicted model, not a curated record. Bases 274 to 1122 code for a protein of 282 amino acids. Lineage: Eukaryota; Metazoa; Mollusca; Bivalvia; Pectinida; Pectinidae. The transcript is spliced from 2 exons. Gene Ontology annotation, molecular function: RNA polymerase II transcription regulatory region sequence-specific DNA binding; DNA-binding transcription factor activity, RNA polymerase II-specific.